Paramecium primaurelia is the source of this 768-nucleotide messenger RNA. The record is from the annotation of a GenBank genome assembly. Lineage: Eukaryota; Ciliophora; Oligohymenophorea; Peniculida; Parameciidae.
AUGAUAAAAGAUUCUGAAAGUGUUAAUGAAAUAAUAGAAAAAAUAAACAAAGGAUCUUCUGUGCCUAUUUAAAAGUUAUAACCAAAUUUUAGAAAAAAAAAAGUAGCAACAAAAUAUUAAUUUUCAUCAAUAGCAAAAUUUGCAAUUGUUAUACAAUCAAUAUUUUUAUUAUUUGGAUCUCUAUAUUUGGCAUCAUAGAAGGUAAUCUAUCGAAUUCCAAUGGAAUGUUAUUUGAUUUAUAAUCAUUCCUUAUGUAAAAUUAUAUUGACAGGGAUGUAUGUUAUAGUGUUCUUAAGGAUAAUUAGAAAUAUGAUUAAACUGUAUAAAAAGAAGGAAAAGUAAAGUAAGUAUUUCUUUCAUAGUUAUAUAUUUAAUUGUGAUAUUACUAUUUAGACUUUUAGAUAUUAUUUGGGAAUAAAAACAUACAUAAUUUUAUUGUUUGCAAUGUAAUUUGUGAUUGAGAAUUAUUUACUUAUAACAGUUACAUAAAUUUGGAGUAAUUAAAUAAAUGAAAAUUCUGGUACAUACUUCAUGAUAUCAAUAUUAAUGUAAAUAUUAAUUUUUGAUAUUACUUAUGAAUAUUUUAUGAUAUAUUCAGGUAGAUAUGGUGUAGCUGAUUGCAAAAGAAGUAGUAUUGUGAUUAGUAAAUAAAAUAUUUUUGAUGCAAUAUGUAAAUUAAAGUUAUUGAGUUUUUGUUAUAAGUUUUACAAGUAAACUAAAGAGAAUUAUUAUAUUUAUACUAGAAAGAAGGGAAUUCCAUUAUUUUGA